Messenger RNA from Polyodon spathula (Mississippi paddlefish), 1600 nucleotides. RefSeq names its product protein phosphatase 1, regulatory subunit 15A (gene ppp1r15a). NCBI's taxonomy places the organism in Eukaryota, Metazoa, Chordata, Actinopteri, Acipenseriformes, Polyodontidae. The transcript has 3 exons. Gene Ontology annotation, cellular component: protein phosphatase type 1 complex; endoplasmic reticulum. The record is from RefSeq and is a predicted model, not a curated record. Bases 280 to 1473 code for a protein of 397 amino acids. Gene Ontology annotation, molecular function: protein phosphatase regulator activity. Gene Ontology annotation, biological process: response to endoplasmic reticulum stress.
UCAUUUUUUUUAUAUGCAAAGCUGAAAGACGACAUUAAGAUUUACUGAACAAGACGAGAGUAAUAACUAGCAGCCCGAGAAUGUCAUUUUGGAGAAGCCACGCAGAGAAAGAGAAGAAAAUGGUGUUUUCGCCUGAAAGAGUGGACGAACGAGUUUUUACCCAGAAGAAGCAGCUUGUUGAUCUUGUGUUCGACGUAACAUUGAACAGGAACAAGGCAUCAAAUCUACGCUUGAACCACAUUCAAACCAGCUAACCAAUAAAUGAUCUAGCUGGAGACCAUGACUCCAUACACCACUCUUUGGCACUGUCCGGGUUCACAUCUCUGCCCACUGAAAUUGCUAAUGCCAGGCAGGAAUCUGAUUGAGAGUGAGGGAGAUAGCUCCCUUUCCCCAGUAGAAAUGAAUGAUGCCCUCCUUUCUGGAAACAAGUCUGGAGGAAAAUUCCAGAGUACACUGGUGUUCCGACCUUUCCAGCUAGCGAUGUCCCUCUUUAGAGGAGCAUUUUCUCCCAUUGCAAGCCACUGGACGACUGCCAUGGAGUUCAUAUCAGGAAGAAAACUCUUCCCAUCAGGGAAGGCUGCCCACCACAUUCCAGAAUACCUUUUCCCCCAAUAUCGUAGUUAUGCUUUUUGUGGAAAUCCCCUUGGAGAGUCCAUGAAUUGCAAAGAUAAAUUCAGCCUACAAGAUGUAAGGUGGGAUUUUCGCAGCGAGGAGGAGGAGGAGGAGGGAGAGAAGCAGUGGGAAUCUGGGCUAGAGGAUACAGAUUCUGAACUUGAAGAGACUUGUGAUUGGCUGGAAGUAGACUCGGAAGAUGACUGUUACAGCUCUGAUUCUGAAGAUGAACUGGACUUGGAUUCUGACUGGGAAAUUCAGCCAGUUGUGUUUAAAGUCUGUGCCUCACCAGUGGAAAAAGAUUCAUUUCACAGGGUUCAGAACAGCCAGUCUGCUCUUUCAACUGAGCAGGAGGAUAAGGUGGAGGAAGAUGAUGAUUCUGAUUGGUCAGACAAUUCUGAGGAGUCAGAUUGGGAUGAUGACUCCAUAACAAAUGGUGAUUCAAAAAGGAAUUCAGAGCUUUGGGAAUCUUUCUUCCACAACGAUGACCCUUAUAACCCCAUGGGAUUCUCAGCACCCUGUAGAAUGGGGCAAGACUCCAGGGAAGAAAAGAGGGGAAUGGGGAGAGAGACACCAGAGUUGAGACUGGAGACCGAUGGAGCAAAGGUUGAAGAUGACAAAGAGGAGCCUAGAGAGUGCAAACACAAAAAGGUGAGAUUCAGUCUGGCGGUUCAGGUGCACCAUUUGCCAGAGUGUGCAUUUGAUCACGCUGCUCGGAGUGGAGCAUGCUGGGAAGAGAUGGCAAGAGACCGCCUGCGCUUUCAGAGAAGAGUCCAACAAAUUAGCGAGCAGAUUGACUGCUGCCUGCAGUCAGAGCACAGAGAGAGAGUCUGGAAGAGGCUGCAGUCAAACCCUGUGUGAAAAUUCUGAUUUGCGAUGGGUCAAAAUUGCUUCAGUUUAGAAUGCUUUAAUUUAAUGUUUAAACAAACACUAAAGUUAGUUUUAUAACUGUUUAAAAGCACUGCUAUAAAUUAAACAUUUUGCAUCU